This is a messenger RNA of Panthera uncia (snow leopard), 1988 nucleotides long. It is a transcript of the gene GASK1A, whose product is annotated as golgi associated kinase 1A. The coding region runs from base 1 to 1716 and encodes 571 amino acids. Lineage: Eukaryota; Metazoa; Chordata; Mammalia; Carnivora; Felidae. The transcript has 5 exons. The record is from RefSeq and is a predicted model, not a curated record. Gene Ontology annotation, cellular component: Golgi apparatus.
AUGGAGGCAUCUUGGCUCUGGAGAAAGCUGCGUGGCAAAAGGCGGCUGGUGAUGGCAUUCUGCCUCCUGAUGACUCUGUCUGCGGUGGCUGUCACUCGCUUCCCCCCACAGCAUCCUGCUACUGGCCCAGACCCUGGUCCCAUGGAGCCCCAGGAGGUAACGGGUGCCCUUGGCCCCCACAGCCGGCAGGCUCUGAGCUCCGGCUGGAGGCAGCGGGCAAGAGACCUAGGGCUCUGGAGAGGCUGGGCCUUGCCUAGCCCCAUGUGUGCUGGGGAGCAAGGCCACAGAGGACCAGUGGACAGAAGCAGGAAGUCCCUGGGAGGAGACAGCAGGCAUCCAGGGAGGGUCAGGAGGGACAUUACUUUGGCAUCUCUAGGAGAUUUGAGACUCAGUGCCCGGCGUCUUGUGCUCCUGGGGGAGGAUGAAGUUAGCAGUCCAGGAGCCAAAGACUUGGGUCCCCCCUGGCAUGAUGGUCUCAUCAGAGAGGCACAGAAUGAAACUGGCACCCUGGUUGGCCCCCUCACAGGACAUGGCAUGAUGGCUUUACAGGCUUGGAAAGCUACCGCUGGACCGACCCUCCGGUCCCACCCAGCAGAAGGCAGGAAUCUUCCAGGAUUGACUGGUGGGCGACAAACAGGGCAUCCCACACCAUCUGCAGGGGCUCGUCGGUGGCCUGGCUCUGUUGCGGAGCUGCAAGGAUCUGUCUGGUGUGAGGCUGAGACCCCUGGUCUGUUGACUGGCUUGAGGAGCAGUGGGCAGGCUCCCCCGUGGCUCACAGAGCAUGAUGUGCAAAUGCUGCGGCUGUUGGCCCAGGGGGAGGUGGUGGGCAAAGCCAGGGUGCCUGGCCAUGGGCAGGUGCUGCAGGUUGGCUUCUCCAAUGCGGGUGCCUCUCGGGACAUGUCUUCUGGGCUCAGCCAUCUCUGCUCCCAGGGGCUCUGCGGCCUGAUCAAGAGGCCUGGGGACCUGCUGGAGGUCCUGGCCUUCCACGUGGACCGUGUGCUGGGGCUGCACCGGAGCCUACCUGCUGUGGCCCGGAACUUCCGGAGCUCCCUGCUGCCCUACCGAUACACAGAUGGCAGCACAAGGCCCGUCAUCUGGUGGGCGCCCGAUGUGCAGCACCUGGGUGACCCAGACGAUGACCAGAACUCUCUGUCCUUGGGCUGGCUCCAGUACCAGGCCUUGUUGGCACGCGGCUGCAGCUGGCCAAGCCAGGCCCCCUGCCUGGGCCUCCACCACGCCGAGUGGGCACGCCUGGCACUCUUCGACUUCCUGCUGCAGGUCCAUGACCGCCUGGACCGCUACUGCUGCGGCUUUGAGCCCGAGCCGUCAGACCCCUGCGUGGAAGAGGGGCUCCGGGAGAAAUGCCGGAACCCGGGCGAGCUGCGACUGGUCCACAUCCUGGUCCGGAGCAGUGACCCAUCCCAUCUGGUCUACAUCGAUAACGCCGGCAACCUUCAACACCCCGAGGACAAGCUGAACUUUCGGCUGCUGGAGGGCAUAGAUGGGUUUCCUGAGUCUGUCGUGAAGGUUCUUGCAUCAGGGUGUCUACAGAAUAUGCUGCUCAAGUCACUGCAGAUGGACCCAGUGUUCUGGCAAAGCCAAGGCGGGAGACUGGGACUGACGCAGGUUCUCCAGACCCUGGAGCGGCGAGGACAGGUGCUGCUGGAACACAUCCGGAAGCACAACCUGACACUCUUCCAGGAUGAGGACUCGUGAGCUUGUGCAUUGCCCAGGCAGAGCUCCUGCCUCACUGGCGGGGUGCAUCACAACACCACUCGAGUGGAUGAGCAUCCACGCUGCUGGCCACAUUCUCCUGGGCUCCCAAACUUGAAGACAAAUGGGAAAAGCCAGAAUGUCACAGAAUGUGUCACCUGCUUGGGAUGGUGAAGGUGGUUGUGGGUGUUGGGUGUUCAAUCUUACCACAGUCCUUUCUGUCUUUUCAGCUCUGGCUGUUUACUCCCUUGCACCAAUAAAUAUUUUCAAGAACA